GCGAGUAUGAAAUUAUAACAUUAAACAAACACCAUAAACCUCCAAACUGUUCACUAUAUGUCCAUAUGUUUUCAUAUUUGCAUUCGAAAGGGCUCGUCAUCAAUUUUGAAAAAUAAAGUAAAACAUUUUUGCAGAGUAUAUUCCACUACAAGCAAAAUAACGAAACUCUUAGUUAAACUAAAUGUAGAAUUCAGACGAGACAAAUGUAGGGUAAAUGGAGUUACGGAUGGCAACAAAGCUGGCUUACAAUAAAUGUGACACACACAUUGACAUAUAUUCUUCCCUAACGAUUACUGUAGAGUGAAUCAAUAUCAAGAACAUAAUCAUGCGCACAUUACAUUAAGAUUGCUGUCAAGACGAUCAAGCGUCAACUAACAGUUGCAGUGAAAUGACUGAGACUUUUCGUAGACAUCAGGAGUUGCUGCGGUUUCUGGAUUUGCGUCGAAGUGAGACGUCGAUGUUUUGAUUCUUCCGAAACGGAAGCCGGAAGCAUCCGGUUUGUUUGUUAGCAACAGUUGCCUUCUUGUUUUUUAGGUUUCAAGCCCACGUUUUGGGUUUAAGGCACCCCAUUACCCUGUUGUCCAACAAACCUAUCGUCACAAGACUCUAGUAGGCUCUCGGGGACGACUUUUCGGCUUUAAAGUGCCCAACGACGUAUGAGUUCGGCGCGCGAACUUUGAAUUCUGCUAGCUUCUAGCUAGACUGCUCGUCAACGAAAAUGUCUCGUUUCAUUCGGUCCUCGCGCAGUCGACAUGCAUGGAUACAUGAUUAUGUUUAAUCCACAGUGAAACUGUGAACGUGUCCACGCUCGGAACGCCGCAGAAGUCUGUUUUAUCUGUCAGCCAAUGCAGGUUUGAGCUGUCUGCGGAGCAUCGUUGGAGCCAGCAGGAGCCACGCCGUUAACUUUCCUGUUCCUUGUGCAAGCUCUAACAGGAUGCAACCUGAGAACCUGCUCAUCACUUGGUACAGACACACCUUUGGUCCUGAGUUGUUGACUUCACGGUUCUCUACAGGUUCUCGCCAUGCGGCGCUGACGGCUUUAAGACAGCGUUCUCAUGAAUCAUGCCUGAAGAAGGUCAACGCUCAGCCACUGGAACCAUUCCAAAACUCCAACACCUUCCAGAAUGCAGAGGAGAUCCAGACUGAAAGACGGCUUUCGUCGGCUGACUUUGGAGAUGCUGACAAGGCAGACCAAACUGAGAGCGAGGCAAAUGUGGACAGCCAGGUGUGUCGGAUCCUGGAAGAGGCUCGGAUGUUGCUGAAAACCAAAUGGGACUGUGGGAGUGCCCAAAUACCAGUAACAAGUACAGAACCAUGUUUGCUGGUGAGGACCGUGGACGCAGCAGGGGACCACAUCAAUAACGGGAAAAGGAGCUCAUCUACCACUCAUGCUUCUGAGCAACAACACACUCGACCGGUUUCCUCUGUGUCACCCCACAAUGAUAGGCGCAGGUCUGACAAGCACAACACCGCAACAUCAGCUCAGGAACAAGCCCAAAGAAAAAACUCGGUGUCCUCUAACAAUGGUGUUAAAGCUUCAAAGAAACCAUGCAAGCACAGAUCUGCGAGGCGGCUCGAGGCUCCAUCCCCUCUGGAGGAGGCUCGACAGGUUCUGAAGCAGGUUCAGAAGCAGAAGAAGAUUCUAGAUGAAAACCUGGAUUCUCUGCAAAGAGUCAGGCCUGGUGAAUUCCUGUACUGCCACCCGGACGCCUUGUCUGGCAACGACGACUCUGCUCACAUGCUGAGGGACGCCAAGACGAUUGACACUCUGAUCAACCGGAUGACCGAAGAAAUCCAGGAAGAGUUGGCCUCAGAGGAAGUCAUCCACCAGAAACCAGAAAAAGCCAGAACCCACUUGCAACAGAAGCCUUUAUGCAGCAGAUUGAACAAAAUGACAGGUGGGGAAAGAAAAGCAGCAAAGAAGCCCAGAGGAGCUGGAGCUAAACCAGCUGCAGACAAUGGAAGCAGAAGAGAGAGACCCGACGCCUUGGGUUCAGUUGGACACGUGGAUGAGGAAGCGUACCUGACUCACCUCUACGGCAGACGACCUUAUGUUGCUGUGAGACGAACUCUAAAGAAAGAUCCAUACCUUCGCUUCAGCUCAGCGGUUCAUCCUAGCCACAAGAAGCAGCAGCCCCAGUUGGUGGAGAGUGUCAGAGGUGUGAAGGUGAAGUCUUGCAAGACCCAGACUAGUUUGCUCUGCUGCUCAUCAGGGGAACCUCAGCAGCCUCAGGACAACUACCACCCCUCCCGCUUGACCUCCAACAAACACGUCCAGACUCUUGCAGAGGACUAUGGCGAGGUCGUCGCAAUCCCACUUGCUCUUCCGAAAAUAGGCCCCUCGAGGAGUCAUAGCCAACACGCCGCCACCUCUCCACCAAGGGUGUCUGCUCAAUGUGUGGAAACAUGUCAACCGUCCACAGAGGUUGAGCAGCCGGUCAGAGAUGAAGCUCUCCCUCCUCCAUCCAUCACUGUUGAGAUUAAUGAGAGUAACGGGGAGGAGGAGUUUGUUUUUCCUGGAGCCCAGUCUCUCCAUGUCGCUGAUAUUCAGGAGGAAGAGCGUGUUGAGAGUGAGAGUGUUCUUCUUGUCGAUGGGGCUGCCUCGCCCGAACCAGUCCAAUAUCAGGGUCCAGUGUUUCCGCCACAAACGGUUCCCCCUCCACAGCUCCCGGCCUCACAAGCCGCACCCAGAGACCCGCUUGUGGAACGCAUGGUAGAAUGGGUGGAGCAGCAUGUGAUGUCCACAAUGAUCGCACAGAUGGUCCACCGUGCUCCGUCAGACCCCACCCUGAAGGUGGCGUCUGACCAGUCAGAGCUGGAGGAGAGUGUCACAUCAGACAUUGUGGAGGCAGCAGGGGGCGGCGGUCUGCAGCUCUUCGUCAAUUCCAACGUGGACGUGGACUCUGUAUUGAUUAGACAGCUUGUUAAUGAAGUGUUGGCAGAAAUCAUUUCUCAGAUGUUGGGACAGCGGGACACACCAGAUCCUGUACCUGAUCAUCCAGACCCGGGUGAACCAUCCCAGGAGAGAGUGGUCCCCCUGCUCCCUACCCCAGCACCGACGCCACCUGCAAGCCCCCUCCUUCACCACACAAAGGACACACCCCUUCACACACCGACCCCAUCUGAGCCGGCUAGCUUGCUGGAGGAAGAGCCACCACAACAUGCAGCAGGUGUUGCAGCCACACCCAUCCCCAGCCCUGAGCCAGCUCCAUCACCCCCUCCUCUUGAGCCUCAAGCACCAUCUGCUCCCACCUGGGAAGAUGCUGAGCUGCCCCUGGACGAGGAGAGGCCGGAGGAGAACCUGGACACAUCCGCACCGCCCUUGGUGAUGUCAGUGGCUCAGGAGGAGCCUCUUAUCUCCUCACCACAUCCUCCGCGCCGCUCUCCGUCUCCGCCCGUCCCAUCUCCACCAGCCUCGCCUGCCCGAACAGCCGCUCCAGUGGUUUGCUCCCAGCCUUCCCCCUGCAGCAGCAGCAGCAGCAGCAGCAGCAGCAGCAGCAGUGACUCCAGCAGCGCAGACACGCCCACCGAGGCAGCCAUCAACCCCAUCUCUGAGGGCGAACUGCUUAUCAGUGUGAACCACCUCGCCAUCACAGACGAAGACGUGGUCGGCAGCACCUCCAGCUCUCUUCUUGAAAUGGACUUUGACCCUCCUAGCGAAGGGCAGGUCAAGGGUCACACCCUUCAACUGACUGAGAUAGAGCAGGGGGUCAGCCUCACCCCAAGAGGCGAGAGACCACAGCCUGAGGGCUCGUGGGGGGGAGAGGAAGACCCGUCAGAGGUAGCAAGUGUGGGGGAGGUCAAGGAAGACUGGACUGUGAAGCAUCAGGGGACCACUGACCCCAUCAAGCUGGGUUCAGACUCGACGGGCGGUCAUAGCGUGACCUCGCCAGGACAGGUCAGUCAGUGUCGAGAUGAGCCGGUUAGUAGUUUUGAUGUGACCAAUCAGAGCUCUGUGACUUUGGUUGACCUGACAGUGGAUCCAAACGGCACUCUGACCUCCGAGCCACAAGGACAUGUGACGCUGUCCCCGCCUGCGACUGCUGGUCAUGUUGUCAUGGUGAAGCGGUUCAAAGGUCCAACAGAGGAGCAGCAGGAGGAGGAGGCUCAACUGUUUGCGAGUGCAGCAGAGGAGGAGGUGAUGGAGGAGAGCGUCAGCGCAGCAGGAGACUCCGGCGGCUCCAGUGCCGAUACUUUUUGACAUUAUCGGCUAAACAGGGGUGAUGAUCUGCAACCAUUACUUUGCACAAAAGUCAGGUCUGGCCGUAUCAGUUAAGUUUGUUUGACUCGAUUCUCCUGUCUGUUUUUAAAUUACAUUUUUUAUUCCAUGAAAGUUUAAUUGGAAGAGUUUACUUCAAACGUCUGUGUCUUGGUUUAAGUUCUUUGGCAAAAAUAGAUUUUUCACCAUUAUAAUCUGCAUCUCACACACUGCCACUGUCUUUGUGGGGACCUCUCCUGGCCAUCACCCUUUCCUCUCCCCUCUAAAACACAUGGCUCACCUGAACCAGGACUCAGAACCAAACUGGAACCCAUUCCCACCUCAAAUUGAGGCUUAACCUUGUGGGGACCGACAAACUGUCCUCACAAGCUGGCGUGUUCCUAAGUGUAGGUCCUCACAAGUGUAGCUAAACCUUGUACAUACAUGCCGCUGUGCAAGACAAUGGCUGAUAAGCACAAAGUGAAGUGAGAGUGACAAUGAACAGCAGCGGAUUCGCUUGAAUUCCAUCCACCACAAUCGUCUUGGUGAUCUGAAAGUCACGUCUCAUUCCAACUGCAUCCUGAGGAAGAAGGCUUUGGAGUGAGGCCUCUCCUUUUUCACUCACAUACAGGACCUCCACUCGGUCAGACAGACACCUAUUCAGGCUUGUGAAAACAUAUUUUCCAAAUCCCGACCAGCAAGAGUUCUCUUACCCAACCCUGAAUAGACAUGUGUCUGUGCGGCCGCGCCAGGAAGGGAUCAGGGGCCAGGAUCUGCCACUUGACUGGCGAGUCUGUCCUUUUCAAUAGAACAUGCAGCGGAAUGCCGACUGUACAAUACAUGACCCUCACGUUAAAACUUUAGAUUUGGCCCUUUAGAGCAGAAGUGAAGCAACAUUUGUUUGUAGUUCUUAGUUCCGUUGCAGGCAGGUUUUAAGGUGUCAGUGUUGCUUUCUCACUGUGGAUUAAGUCACAGCUUGAUGCUUUCAGUUUGACUAAAACUCAUAAAGGUUUAACUCGCCAACAUUGUGAUUUCUGCACAGCAAUGUCACAACUUGUGGAUUUGACUUCACACCGAUUUGCAGUUUUAUAAAGCCAACUGAAGCAGAAUGCUCCGGAGCAGGUGUUGGAGGCCAUGGAGGUCGUCGAAAGUGACUUUCUUAUUUGGUCACAUCCUCCAUCUGCUCCACACAGUUAGUCAAUUAUUAAGAUGAAGCAAAGAUGAAACAAACGUGACAUCUUCAAGAUAUAUCGAGCUGUUUCUGUCCUUGUCUUUUAUAUGUUGAGCCAGUGGAAGCGGAGUUACUCUCUGGUUUGCACGUAUGUGUCUAGCAAUUUUAAAAUACUUGACUAGAACAAGGAAAUAAAUGUAUUUUAGCGCAAUAGUUUGUUUUAUUUUGAA
Synchiropus splendidus (mandarinfish) is the source of this 5599-nucleotide messenger RNA. Its product is annotated as KIAA0586 ortholog. The record is from RefSeq and is a predicted model, not a curated record. Gene Ontology annotation, biological process: smoothened signaling pathway. Gene Ontology annotation, cellular component: ciliary basal body; centriole. Lineage: Eukaryota; Metazoa; Chordata; Actinopteri; Syngnathiformes; Callionymidae. The transcript has 27 exons. Bases 935 to 4201 code for a protein of 1088 amino acids.